Molecule: messenger RNA, 408 nt
Organism: Funneliformis mosseae
Lineage: Eukaryota; Fungi; Glomeromycota; Glomeromycetes; Glomerales; Glomeraceae
Source: the annotation of a GenBank genome assembly
AUGUCUGAUGAAUCAUUAUCUUUACGACACCAAAGAGCUUUAGAAAUAUUGCAAGAUCCAGAAUUUAAAACGUUGAAGGAGUGGAUAGAAGCAGGAGAACCGUAUAAAGAGGAUGAUGAUGAUUUAGCAUACUUUAAAUAUAAGAAAAGCGAAGCUCGUAAAAAUGGUGUUAACUAUAGAUCAGUUAAUACUGUUACUGAAUCAAGACCAGAACCGGCGGAUGUAACUCUCCUAACAGAGAAAAAUAAAAUAUUGGAAGUAUGUCUAGGAUUUACCCCAACUGUGACCAGAAGUUCAGGAAGGAAAGCUUGGCUAGUACUCCCGCCAGCAAACAACCUACUAUAUACAAAAACAAUAAACAUCAUGGUAAAAAUUCUAAACCAAGAAGAAUUCCCAUCUUUGACAUGA